Messenger RNA from Strigops habroptila (Kakapo), 2654 nucleotides. It is a transcript of the gene GLUL, whose product is annotated as glutamate-ammonia ligase. Lineage: Eukaryota; Metazoa; Chordata; Aves; Psittaciformes; Psittacidae. Gene Ontology annotation, molecular function: glutamine synthetase activity. The transcript is spliced from 7 exons. The coding region runs from base 166 to 1287 and encodes 373 amino acids. The record is from RefSeq and is a predicted model, not a curated record. Gene Ontology annotation, cellular component: cytoplasm.
AAAAGGGCUGGGCACAGCUUUACAUUGCCUGUGGCUUGACAGCCCCCCUUUAUGGGAGCUAUUUUGGGUAUCUCCUGGCCUGACUGGGUCUCAGCACCAGCUCCUGCCUCCUUUUGCUUCAGCUGAGCUGUUGGAUUCAGGAACCCCCUCAUCCAGACCACAGCCAUGGCCACUUCGGCAAGCUCCCAACUCAGCAAAGCCAUUAAGCACAUGUACAUGAAGCUGCCACAGGGGGAGAAGGUCCAAGCCAUGUACAUCUGGAUUGAUGGGACAGGGGAGCACCUCCGCUGCAAAACCCGCACUCUGGACCACGAGCCCAAGAGCCUUGAAGAUCUCCCUGAGUGGAAUUUUGAUGGCUCCAGCACCUUCCAGGCUGAAGGCUCCAACAGUGACAUGUACCUGCGACCUGCUGCCAUGUUUCGGGACCCUUUUCGCAAGGAUCCAAAUAAACUAGUUCUCUGUGAGGUCUUUAAAUACAACCGUCAGUCUGCAGAGUCAAAUCUCCGACACACCUGCAGGCGGAUUAUGGAUAUGGUGUCCAACCAGCAUCCCUGGUUUGGGAUGGAGCAAGAGUACACUCUUCUGGGAACAGAUGGACAUCCAUUUGGCUGGCCUUCCAACGGCUUCCCUGGACCCCAGGGUCCAUACUACUGUGGUGUAGGGGCAGAUAAAGCCUAUGGCAGAGACAUUGUGGAGGCCCACUACCGAGCGUGCCUUUAUGCUGGUGUGAAAAUUGGAGGAACCAAUGCAGAAGUGAUGCCAGCCCAGUGGGAGUUCCAGGUGGGACCAUGCGAAGGGAUUGAGAUGGGGGAUCACCUCUGGAUUGCACGCUUCAUCCUCCAUCGGGUGUGCGAAGACUUUGGUGUCGUUGUGUCCUUCGAUCCCAAACCCAUCCCUGGGAACUGGAACGGUGCUGGCUGUCAUACCAACUUCAGCACCAAGAGCAUGAGGGAAGAUGGAGGUCUCAAGCACAUUGAAGAAGCCAUCGAGAAGCUGAGCAAGCGUCACCAGUACCACAUCCGUGCCUAUGACCCCAAAGGGGGGCUUGACAAUGCCAGGCGCCUGACUGGUUUCCACGAGACAUCCAACAUCCAUGAGUUCUCCGCUGGCGUGGCCAACCGUGGCGCCAGCAUCCGCAUCCCCAGGAAUGUGGGCCAGGAGAAAAAGGGCUACUUUGAGGACCGCCGGCCCUCUGCCAACUGUGAUCCUUACGCUGUGACAGAGGCCCUCGUCCGCACGUGUCUCCUCAACGAAACUGGAGAUGAGCCUUUUGAGUACAAAAACUAAGCAGACUGCGCCCACGGGCACCACCUUCCCCCCGCACUUCCCACACCCCUAAACUUCCCUUCUAGAUGUAAUCCCGAGGGUACAGGAUAACACAUUUUGUGUCUCAGUAACUCUUGUUGUCUUUAGGUAGGGAGGAGGGCAAAUUUAGUUCUAUCAAUUUCUGUUUGUGAUUGACUCUUCGGAAGACAAGAGAAGGAGAGGGUGUUAGAGAACUUUUAACCACUGUUUUCUUUUUUGUCUAAUUCAUGUGUACAUCUUAUGGGAUCCAGUGGCUUCCAGGGACAGACUACACAGGCAAAAAGCUAGCGGGUGGGAAGCUUAAAACCAUCGCUGACUUCCCCAAGGAUCAAAUUUGGGUUGUUAGCCCCACUGCUGGCUCUCUGCAGACUAAUGGUUCUCUAAGGUUGUUUCCAUUCUGUAGAGAAGGGAAGACAGGAGCUGUGAUGUAGCUCAGUGUGCUUCCAGCUGUAUUGUGUGAUGAGAUCUUCACCUUCUAGUCGCUCUGAGAUUUCUGGUAAUUGUCUGGCACAUUGAGCUCCACACAGGAGCGGUGAGGAGAAUUCCUGGUUGUGUUACUGGAAGUCACCUGAUCUCUGUCUCAUAACACAGAGUGAAGUAGUAUUUUUAUAUUUAAAUAUAAAAACGACAAAAAAUAUAUGAAAGUGUUUCUUAAAAAAAUAAAAAAUUAGAUGGCCACCCAGUUGGAGCAGGCAGAGCUGCUGUGGAUGCUGUCAGAGGGCCUCCAGGUGGGACUGAGGGUUUGCUUGGAGGGCUUGGUGGAGGAGACUUGGAUGAGAAUUGUUUCAGCGUGGAGUGGAACUUGCAGGAGGUAGUUCCCAGACUCGGGAAGCCCAUAACUAGAGCAGCUGCAGUGUGCUCAUUAGGGUGUAGAUCAACAGGAGGAAAGCGUCCUGAACUAAGAGUUGACCGGUCAACUUGACUGCAUUCUGGUCAGAGCUGUGGGUGUUUUACCUUUCCAGCAGGGCUAGCAUGUCACUAAAGCAGGGCUUUUAAUAAGGUUAAAAAAAAAGUUUUAGAUACUUUUUUUUUUUUCAUUUUUUUUCCCUGAGGUUCUUAGUUUCUAAAGCUGAGUGGUUUUACAGAGACCAUUGGUGUCACUGUUGUGUCCUGGCUGCUGGGCUGCCUGCUAUCCAGCUGUGAUGGGAGCUAGGAGAAGGGAGAGGCCACCUAUCCCUCCUGGCCAGCCCUGGCACCGUCCAGCUUGUGCUGGUGGGUUCAAACGUUCCGGGAUUUUACACUUGGGUAUCUUAGAUGGUGCCAGUUAUAUUCCGUUGCAUUUGGACUUUUGAAUAGUUGUUGGGUUUUGGGUUUGGUUUUUUUACAAUAAAAAAAGAACAAAAUCUUAA